Messenger RNA from Leishmania mexicana MHOM/GT/2001/U1103, 858 nucleotides. RefSeq names its product putative Csl4p homologue. The transcript has a single exon. The coding region runs from base 1 to 858 and encodes 285 amino acids. Lineage: Eukaryota; Euglenozoa; Kinetoplastea; Trypanosomatida; Trypanosomatidae. Gene Ontology annotation, biological process: RNA processing. Gene Ontology annotation, cellular component: cytoplasm; nuclear exosome (RNase complex). The record is from RefSeq and is a predicted model, not a curated record.
AUGCCAGUCAUCCUGCACACCGGUGCUCGCGUCGCACCUGGUGACGCCAUCUUCACAUCCCCUGCUGCUGUGACGACCUCCAACGAUGCCCUCGAAGGCGCUGCUGCCGAGGAGGCGGAGGUUGUGCCGGGGGAGGGAUGCGUGGUACAGUACAUAGAGCGAUACGUAGCUCCAAGUGCGCCAGCCUCGUCGGCGCCGUCGGCAGCGGUGGAGCGCUCGAUUAUAGCCACCCGUCACGGCGUCGCACAGUGGGAUGGGCGCCUUGUGUCUGUCUUUGCCCUCGCCUCCUGCGCUCUCGCCUCCGCCGGCGGGGCAGAGUACGUGACGGCGUGCGGCGCAGGCGCCUCGGACGGCUCUGCAGUCUCGUCUCCGCGACAAGCCGUGCUCGGGCCGCGGCCGGGCGACACGGUGCAUCUCCGCAUCACUCGGCUGAACCGCCUCUUUGCCUUUGGCGAGAUCAUUGCCGUAAACUGGAGUUGGUGUAGCCAUCGCAGCAUCUUCUCUGCGGCGGCCGGCGGCGGCAGCAACAGCGGCGUCUUCAAGGGCGUCCUGCGACAGGAGGACAUCCGACCGUUCAAGCCUACGAAAGACCAGCUGCUGCCCCCUCCGCCGUCGCUGGCCUUCGGAGUGGGGGAUGUCGUGCUCGCCGAGGUCAUCUCACAGUCCGACGUGCACCAGUACCAGCUCAGCACCACUGGCGAGGGCUGCGGCGUUGUGGAGAGCUUCAUAACCGCUGUCGAGGGGCAAUACGGAGGCCAAGCGAAGGUGAAGCUGGAGCACGUACCCGGCCGUCGCGAUGCCAUGAUGAUCCGGAGCACAGGAGAGGUGGUGCCGCGGUGGUGCCCGCUGCUGCCGUAA